Molecule: messenger RNA, 7630 nt
Organism: Patiria miniata (bat star)
Lineage: Eukaryota; Metazoa; Echinodermata; Asteroidea; Valvatida; Asterinidae
Gene: cfap46
Product: cilia- and flagella-associated protein 46-like
Exons: 48
Biological process (GO): cilium movement involved in cell motility; axoneme assembly
Molecular function (GO): protein binding
Source: RefSeq, a predicted model, not a curated record
ACAGGUGGAGGAGGCAAGGGGUACCAGACCGUCAUCAACCAGCUUGGCAACAGAGCCCGACACUUUCAGAAAUGCGUUAAAAAAUGCAGCGGCCACAUCAAGAGACUGGGGAGUGAGAAUGAAAGAGAAAGAGCCAGACUGUGGGCGGAUCUAGCCAAGGUUGCUCGAAAGCAGGAGGUGUGGGACGUCUGCCGCGUAGCUGCACGCUUUGCCUUGCUGUACGAUGAUGACCGCUGGCAUAUGGUCAGGCCGUCCACUGGGCGCUCAGACACCCGCAACGAUAGCAUUGUCUCAGGCCAACCAGAGCAAGCUGAGACACCUACCAAGAGCAGGAAGGCAGCUUCUGAAGCUCCUCCCCAAGAGGUUCACACUGUGUCCCACUCUGACAAGGACCUGAUAAGGACGCUUUCUGAGAUCCACUUCUUGAAUGCUGAGUCCUCAAUCCAUCUCCUGAGAUCGGAAGGCGUAAGCUUAAACAACGAGCCCAUACCUCCAGUGGAUAAAAGCAAGCAUCCCAAGGGAUAUGUGCCCACGAAGCCUGAGGAUGAUCCAGAUUGGAUUACAUACAGAGAUUGGAUCAAAGAUUUAUCGGACUCCAUCACCAAGGGAUUCCUGAGAGGGUCUGAGCUUGGCGUGCAGCUGAACGAGCCUUGGGUCGUUUGUAGCGCCGCUGCCUACCUGUGGAAUUACAACAAUCACCUUCUGUCUUCAGACAGACACAGGGAAUUAGUGGCUUGCUAUGGCUCACUACUGCAGGAUCUCAAACAAGUCGGACACGCUGGUGAAACAGUGAUGCUAGUAAAUUUAUGCACUGCCCUGGCCUACGGUUUGGUUCAGCCGUGGAUCCCCAAAUCGCCGGCCCGGGAGGUCGCACCCCCACCGUCCCCUUCCCCGAAGGGUCGCGGGGAGAAAGAGUCACCCAGGAAGGCCAAGUCAGUCACCAGUCACACCUCCGCUAAGACCAAGAGCCUGACAGUGGACCCAGAGGGACAAGAUGACAUCAAAAAGGCUUUGGAGGUGUGUGAGUAUGCCAUGGAGGUAACCAACGGCACCAGACCGAUGGACAUUGUACCCAUCUCAGUCCGUCAUCCCCUCAUCAUCAUCUGGACCAGAGUCAAACAACUCCUGGGUCAACAGAUUCCUAAAUCCCUGGGAACUGAAGAUGAGAACAACAGUGAAGGUCAGCGACCCUUGACCCGCUCCCUGGUUGCCUUGGAGAUGAGGUCACUGAACGGCAACGGAUUGACAGACUUCAAGGAAACGCCACCGCUAGCAGAGAUAUCCAACAUGGUAGAGGAAUGUGACUGGCAGGAUGUUCUUGUAGAGCUCCAAGUCUGGACCCGGCUCGCGGAGCUAGCGCUGUCCAGUCGAGACCACCAGCUUGUGAUCCGUGUCACGGGCAAGGCACUGGAGUUUAACAACGGUGGAGUCAGGAGCAAGAAGAUGGAUGAGCACAAGAUGAUGGUGUACAAUGAGAUGCUGAGCUACUCCAGUCGCAUCCUGGGCCAGAGCUUGAUGUUCAACAUGCAAGGAAAGAACGCCAUCAGACGUGCUGCGUUGGAUGCUUUCCUGAAUGCAGCAAGGUAUGGACGUAAGGCCAAGAACUACGGCUUGGUCAUCACUGCGGCCAGACUCUACUGGAACGGGUGUUUGCCAUUGGUCAAUGAGCCAAUGGAGAGACAGCUACUCAAACAACCAAUCACAAUCAUCCUAGACUGUGUGACGGCCACUGCAGACAAGAAUGUCAAGAAGGAGCAGGGGACCACCAUGACCAACGGAGCACCCGCAGCAGGACCCGCUGCCAAGGGGGACAGCCCUGCCCCGACCCCAACUAGCUCCCCUAUCGCUGGUAUCUUAUCAGACCCAGAGGAUGAUCUCACUCUCAGGGCUGCCAUGUAUGGGGUCAUGUUCCAGGCAUAUGUAGAUCAGGGUGAAUGGGAGGAAGCCUUAGCGGCUAUGGAUAAGGCUGUGGCUGACAUGCCUCGCACCAAGCACAGAUUGUUGAUAUUCAAGCAUCGCUUAAUGGUCAAGGCAAAAUUAGGCAGAGAUGUCAGUGUGGAUAUUGCCAAGUUUAAGGAUGAGAGUGAAGAUUACCUGUCCACAAUGUGGCGCAAGGUGGCGCUGUGCUCCAGAGAUCAGCGCGAGCAGCUGACGUCUUACAAGAAUGCCAUUGAGGUCUUGCAGGUUAGUGCAAGUGACUGGCAGAAAGUAGAGUACUUGAUGGAGUUUUCCGAGUGGUUGUACGUCAAUGAGUUUCCCUUGAUGGACUGCCUGGAUCAAUUGGAAUGGGCCGCUGAUAUCCUGUUGAACAUGAAGAUUGAGACCAGGGCUAAAGUCACCGAACAAGCAACAGGAAAGUCCAAAAAGAAGAAAGGCAAGAAAUCUGCUGAGCCAGUGUCCCACUCCCCUGCCGCCCCUCACUCCCCCACCCCCACGGAGACAAAAACAGCGACAGAAGGGGCGACAGACAGCGAGGGGGAGGACUCCAAAGCAGCCCGGUUUAUCCCGAUCAAGAAGCAGUCGGUCAUCGGUCUGUCGGCAUCCAACUUGAACUUGUCUGCUUCUGAGCUGACCAGCGUCAAGCAGCUGGAGCACCUGGUUCGAAUCCACACCAUGUUGGCCAAGAUGGCCGGCCGGGGGUCGCCCAUGCACAAGACCUACUGCCUGCUAGCCUGGGGUUUCCUGGUCAGAAUUUGGCAGGUUUCUCUCAGCUCUGCCGGUCAAGUAUUCAAAGAGAUGGCCAAAGUCUCCAUCUCCAAUGAGCAGCAGGGAAGCCAGAAGAACUCGGCCAAGGGUAAAGCCAAGAAAGACGCGGGCAGCAAGGGGGGUAAGGAGCAGGAGACGCCCAGGGAUAAACCCAAGAGGAAAGGUCCGCUGGACGCGGUGCCACUUCAUCCCGAAGACUGGGCCAUGUAUGAUGUCCCAGAUGAGAUGCGAGAAGCUUUUAAGGAAGAUCAUACUGGAGAGGGCAUCAACAAAGAUUCCGUCACCAAACCGACGCUAACCCUCUACUACCUGGAUUGCCUAGUGUCUGAGCUGCGAGGGAUUGGCUACAGUCACCUGACCUUUCCUGCUCUCGUCUUAGGAGAAGUCAUCGCCAGAGAUAUCGUGGAGUCCAAUGUAGCUGGCAACACAUACAGGCUAUUGUCUGCCGAGAUUUGUCUAGAGUUGAACCUGACGUCAGCAGCCAAGUUUCACGAGUCCUGCUCCGGCCCAUUGGGUGUCAGUGAAGAAGAUAUGGCCAAGUGUCGGGAGGAAACAGCUCGCUUCAAGGAGAGACAGAAUCAAGUGCGAGUGGAGGCCCAGCGAGCUCAGGAGUUGCAGCGUCUCAUGUCGGCCGACGACAAACUCAAGAAGAAGCCCUCUAGGACCAUCAUUCCUGCUGAUCAAAAAACUGAUAUUGUGGAGUCGGUGCUGGGUCACAGUAUACCACUGAGUGGUAUGACCUUCAGACAGGCCUGGACCCAACAAGCAGAGAUCCUCAUCAAACAGGGUUAUUACCAAGCGGCAAGACAGCUGUUAAGCGAAGCCCAUCUCUCCACGAAGGCCUUUGAUGACAAACACACUGAAGCCCAGAUACUCCAGAACCUGGCCAAGCUAGCCUUCCAAGAAGCCAACUACGGGCAGGCCAUCAACUUACUUCUGGAAGCUCAGAAGUUUGACGGGGAUGAGUCCUACUGGUUGGAUACCAUACUGCUACUCGUGGAUGCCACGUUGGGCGAUCUUGAAGACAGAGAUCGUAACAACAAAGCCAGAGCCAUCAUCAAAAAAGCACUGGCAUCCUACACUAGCUUCGCUACGCAGAGACCAAACAAGAAAAACUUGAUUACCUACAUCGGGUCCACACUGGACGCUAAGUUUGCUUCAGUUCAGAUCAGUCAAGUUCUUGAGGAGAGUAAAGACACCAUGAAACCCAAGGCACAUAACGAGCUGAAGCUCGCAUGCAAGAGAUUGCAGUUUAGUGCCAAGGAUUUCAUCGAAGCCAACUACAAGCGAGAGGCUGCACAGGUCAUGCAGCAACAUGCUAGCGUACUCAGGUUGUUUGCAUGCGACAGUGACGACAAAGAGCUACAGCACAGCUAUCUCCUGCAAGCCCAGUCCAUCAUGCAGCAAGCAGUGCAGAUGAUGGACAGCCUAGUGCAGGACGUGUGCACGCUGUCUGCAGUGCAAGAGAUGAGAAGCAUCAGCCUGCCUCUGCAGCGUGAGUCCUGUGCCCUCAAGAUCUCCUAUGCUGAACUCCUGAUUGACAUGUUUGUUAUCUACGCAGAGGAGCAGAGACAUCACCAACUAGCCGAGGCUCAAAAAGGAGAAGUGGAAAAGCUGGUAGAAGACUUCAUAUCGGCCACACCAGUCCUGACUGAUACUGACAAACUGUGGCAGCAAAUGGCCAGCACGUUUGCCACCGGUGCCCUGUCCCUCCUUCAGAGUGCACACUCUUUGGCUGGUUCCAUCAGUCAACUCAAAGCAAAGAGUUUGUAUAACAUGGGUCGUUGUCUGCGCAUGUUAGCUAACAGCUGUAGUGCUGCACCACCAAGCCAAUGGGAUCUACAAUACAUGAAUCUCACAGCUGGAUCGGGAGUUGGCCAAGGAGGCGGCCAGCCAAUCAAGAACAUCGAUGAUACGGAGGAUGGUGAAGCAGUGCCUGAUGGGAAGGAUCCGGAGGUGUCUGCCUCUCAACAGAUCAAGUACUCAGCAGUAGCAGCUGAUAUCAAGGCUAAUCAGACGGUCUCUGAGCUGUAUUUGGCCCAGGCUACGGAGGUUCUUGCGCAGAGUGUGCAGCUCGCUCUCCAGAAAGGAGACAGGAGUUUGGUAGCGGCCGCAUGUUUUGAGCUUGUGGAGAGCUGUGGUCAGUAUGAUAGUGCAAUGACCUCUCAAUACUUAGCUCUCUAUCAGAGUUGUGUAAGUUCCAAGUGUCUUGAAGACCUGCUGCUGCGGGCCCAGCGUGAUCCAUCCACCUCCAAGCAAGCAGCCCUACUGCAGCAACGACAGCGACUAGAGAGUGACGCGGCAACCACCAACAUGGCCUAUAGCACCUUGGCUAAAGUGGUCAACGAAAGCUUGCAAGAAACUUCUGAGGCAUGGAAACGUAUUGCAGUCAGCCCACAGCACAUGGACCUCAUGAAAGAGCUGCCUCCAAACUUCAACCUAGUCAUCCUGCAACAUUCUGAAGACAAGUCUACACUUUACGGCUCCAUUCUGGACAGACCCAAACCAGCGGGAGGCAAGGAGGGGGGUAAACCCUCCAAAGGGAGUCAGAGUUCAACAUCCAGGGCAAAGGUCACUCGGGCACUGGUGGAUCCCCAGAUCCUGGAGUCACUGCACAGGAGAUUCCGUCAACAUAAACAGGACGUUAUGGCCACUUUGCUGAAGGCAGAGUACCAGCGAUCACAGCAGGCCCAGCGACAGAAGAUGCUGGAGAACAUCUCAGAUGACAUGAAGGAGAGCAUCAAGGAUUGGUCCGGGGAUAUUGAGAAAGCUGAGGAGAAACUUCAGGAGCAGUUUCUUGAAUUGUUACGAGAGUUGGAGGAAUAUCUGAAACCCGUCCUGUCUUACUUGGACCCAGCUAUCAGAGCUUUGGAGACACCAGGACCCGCUCCAACAUCUCGUUCAGAUCCAUCGACCUCCACUUCCCCAGAGGAAUGCGUCAUCCUUCUGGCUGAUAAGUGGCUCCUAGAGAUGCCUCUAGAAGCCUUGGCAAUCUUCUCUUCUCCAGCUAUCACCUCCCUAUCUCGUGACUUCUCCCUGCAGAUGCUGUACCAUCGCAUCCACAAGGAACCAGAAGAGGAAGCAAGUAGUGACGACAAGAAGAAGAAAGAAGCAGCUAAGAUCAAGGCAGCUAAAGACAAGGCUAAAGGAGUCAAGAUGGUGCCAAUUGAUCGCCCAGUCCCACCUGGUUGCCUGCCCAUUGACACCCACAGCUUCAAAUAUGUCAUUGAUCCACAUUAUGACUGCCCAGGAGAAGAAGCUGGCUAUCCUGUGUAUGAGCUCCAAGAAGCCUUGAAGCUUUACAACAACCAGUUCUCAGCACGUUGGGAAGGCAUUACCGGCAGUGAACAUGUUCCAAGUGUUGGUGAAUGGGAGGAGCAGUUCCGUGAGUGUGCUGCUUUCAUCUUCUACGGACUGGAGAAGUUCUUCUCUCAUCUCUCUCCUCAGAAACUGGCUCCUAUGAAUCUCUCGGAAUGCCAGUUAGUGAUACUGCUGGAUCUGGUGCAGACGAGCGAGAGUUUCAUGCGGCAGUCCAAGAUUGACGUCCAAAAAAACAAAAACGAGUUAUCCCUGGAGAAAUCGGUGGAGACAUCGAUGCUUCUGAGUCUGAGCGGGGCUAGCUGCGUCAUGGCAAACCAGUGGCACUGCACGCUGCAGCACAACGCCAACAAGUUCCAGACACUCAUGAAAUCUCUCUUGGAGAUUGGAAGGACGUCUGGCCAAACAGUCCGCCGGAUGUUCAUCCCGACCUGGAAGCAGGAAGGAGAGGAAGAAGAAGAAGGUGAAGGAGCUGAUGACAAAAACGACGGCAAAAACAGCGUCGCCUCGCAGCCCCAGAAAGCCAACAGUAGCGGCAGCGACGGAAAAGGAGACAAGUCUAAAAACGUAAAGGGCAAAGGCGACGAUGGUGGAAAGGCAAAGGUUAAAGGUGAAGAGGGCAAGAGCGCCAAGACCAAAGGCAAGAAGGAAGAGAGGAAGAUCAGUCAGGUGACUGAGGUCAAAGUUCAGGGUUCAGCGACCGACACGACCAGCAGAGAGCAGUUAGCUGGGAACGAAGAGCUGGAGUUGAUCAGCAGGCAUUGGUUCAAUUAUGUGUGUUACGGGUUGCCCAAUCUGAUGGUGACCCAGGUUCAGUAAGGCUUAGAUUUCUGAGGUUGAGAGGUUUUUGUUAAUGUUGUUUGCUUUGGUUUUUGAAUUUGAUAGAUUGUGUUAUUGAAAGUGGGUGUUUAUAUUUUAAUGCAUAUCCCCGAAUUAUAUAUUCUAACAUUACAAAAUUUGUAAGAACAAGAGAGUACUAGUAAUUACCGACCGGUUCUCAAUAUAGGUUCUGAUCGUAUGAUGUCAAAGUACCACCUGACCAAUCAGUUUCCCCAUAAUUGACCACAUCACACCGUUGCAGUAAACUAGGCUUAGUUUCACAUAAAAUAAUCGCAAAUUCUUCAUCAGAUGGCAUAUUAAAUGGUCACUACCAGUGCUGCUGUGUAUAGUAGUCAUAAUCCUGCCAACCCAGCACUGGGUGUUGGCUCCGCAUUUUUCUCAGAGUUUUUGGACCUCAAUCACAGUAAGAAUGUUACGAGUCCACUUACAUCCCUGGGCAUUGCAUGUAAUAUGACAUGGCAUGGCAUAUUUGUUGUCUUUACAUUUUCUUUGCCAUUUAGAUUGCAUAGCCUUUGUGUACAUGCCAUUAGCUUCCCCGAGUCAGCUAGAGCUAGCCCUAGGUCGUUCCAUCAACUUGGAAGUCAUUCUCAUGGCUCAGUCAGGUCAGCCGUGACAGAUCCUGGAGUGGGGCAGUGUUGGAAUUACAGUUGACCCUCAUAUUACUAUAAUUCAAGGAAUCUCUGUCUGUCUGUCUGUCCGUCGAUUAUCUCCAGAACCGGGCACCGUAUGGAGUUGAAAAUCGGCGGGUGUAUUGCUCGGGGCCACA